AAUCCAUCCAACCUUAUCUAUUUCUUUCUAUGUCUCUCUUUCUCUCUCAACAAAUACUCCACCACCGUAUCUUUCUCUAUCUCUCUAAAAGUGAACAGUCAAUUUUUUUUUUGGUUUAGAUAUGCCUCUAUUAUUGCUCAUGUCAAUCGUUCCAUCCUCAGGCCACCCCUCCCCUGUUCGUCGUUAGCCGUCUCCUCCCCUGUGAAGCCGCCGGCCAGAUAUCACCGCAACCCACAACAACAUCGGAGAGCCUCGACCUGACAGCUAAGUAUGGAUCAUUUGGAUAUUACACACACUAAAAAGAAUACUACUGUUGAACAACGUCACGCUAUAUAUGAAGCCUUAUUGCAAGCAAGUUUUUCUGGAGAGUUACAAAGGGGUGCCAUAAGUGAUGUAGCUUCAUAAUUCUCGGUAUCGAAUCGGACUGUUAGUCGCAUUUGGCAUCAGACUAAAUUUCAAAUUAAUCAUGGACUACCGGUUGUUUUAUCUUCUAAUAUGGCGAAGGUUGUUGGACGAAAAAGGGUACAAGUUGAUUUUAAUCAAGUUUUAGAUAUUCCAUUACGUCGUCGAUCUAAUAUACGGUCUCUUGCAAAUUUGUUAAAUGUUUCUAAAUCUACUAUGCAUAGAAGAAUCAAGGAAGGUGCACUUCGACCACACACAAAUGCCAUCAAACUAACUCUUACUCAUGAGAAUAAGAGGGCAAUAUUAGAAUUUUGUUUAUCUAAAAUUAGCCAGUCAUUAUCAAGUAAUAUUCCCACAUUUCAUGAUAUGUUUAAUGUUAUCCACAUUGAUGAAAAAUGGUUUUACAUGUCAAAACCAUCAAGACGUUACUACCUUGUUCCCGACGAGGAUGAACCAUUAAGAACGUGUCAAAGCAAAAAAUUUAUCACAAAGGUUAUGUUUCUAGCGGCUGUGGCGAGGCCAAGAUUUGAUGCAUCCGGUAAUGAAGUUUUUUCGGGAAAAAUUGGUAUCUACCCGUUUACAAGAUUAGAACCCGCUAAACGUUCAAGUAAAAACCGUGUAGAGGGAACGUUGGAGACAAAGCCUAUUUUAUCCAUGACUAAAGAAGUAACAAGGUCAUGGUUGAUAGAAAAAGUUUUGCCGGAUAUUAGAGCUAAAUGGCCUCGAAGUCAUGUCGGUCCCAUAUUUAUCCAACAAGACAAUACCAAUCCCCAUAUUGAUGUCAAUGAUAACGAGUUUCUUGAAGCGGCAUCUCAAGAUGGGUUUGAUAUCCGACUUAAUUUUCAGCCCUCUAAUAGUCCGGAUUUAAAUGUUUUAGACCUUGGAUUCUUUCGAGCAAUCCAAUCACUUCAAGAACAAGAGGCUUUAGGUACAAUUGAUGAAUUGGUUCAUGCGGUUUAAACGGCUUUUGAAAAAAUGCAAUCUCAACAACUUAACAAUGUAUUUUUAACUCUACAAACGUGUAUGAGGGAAAUCAUAAAGGUUCAAGGUGGCAACAACUAUCAAAUACCACAUAUUGGUAAAAAUAGGUUGGAACGAGAAGGAAACUUACCAUUUCGAAUUGGAUGUGAUGAAAAUUUGAUAAAUGAGACUUUAUUGCAUUUGGCUGCCUAGUUAUUUUUGAAACAAGUAUUGUGAUCAAAAUAGUGAGAAAAAAACAUUUUUGUAUUGGUAUUUUUGAUAGUGUAAUGUAUUUUGUGUUAAUUCUUUUUUA
Molecule: messenger RNA, 1675 nt
Organism: Lactuca sativa (garden lettuce)
Lineage: Eukaryota; Viridiplantae; Streptophyta; Magnoliopsida; Asterales; Asteraceae
Source: RefSeq, a predicted model, not a curated record